Salvelinus fontinalis (brook trout) is the source of this 6971-nucleotide messenger RNA. It is a transcript of the gene gprin3a, whose product is annotated as GPRIN family member 3a. The record is from RefSeq and is a predicted model, not a curated record. The transcript has 2 exons. NCBI's taxonomy places the organism in Eukaryota, Metazoa, Chordata, Actinopteri, Salmoniformes, Salmonidae. Gene Ontology annotation, biological process: neuron projection development. Bases 416 to 2857 code for a protein of 813 amino acids. Gene Ontology annotation, cellular component: plasma membrane.
UAGGAUCUCCCAUCUCCGUCUCUGUCUCCGCCCCCAAUGAAUGCAUCGUUUCAUUCAUUCACCUACUGUACGCAAAGGGUAGCGAGUCGCGUUCACUUACAAAUCAACGACGUACCAAGAAGGACACGCAUUGCAAGUGUAUCGUAAUCGCUUUGACAAAAAACUAAAAACGAUUAAAAAAAAAUCGUGGAUUUCUGCUAAAUGUCUGCAAGAAAACGCGAUCUUUCUAUAGACGUUCUGUGCCUCCCUAUAGGCUGAUAACGUUAUGGAUUCCUUGCCAAGGUCGACAGUAACUUCAGGUAGUGGAAUUCGAGCGGGGAGAAAGGUUAUCAAUGUGAAGAUCAACCAUUGACUCCAACCAAUCAAUUCACUUCUAACUGUACCCGAGGGGGUUCUAGAAGACAACGCCAUUGCCAUGGAAACGCCCCCGGGUUCCAAGCGGAGGACGGUGGUCGCACAGAUGGAGUCGCCCCGCGCAGGGGGUGUGGCUAUGCUUGACGUCCUCGGCAACACAGAACCCAACGCCAACCGGGGGGUGGAGCCUAAACUCAACCUCCAACUGUCGCCAGGUGAGGCCUUCCCCCAUGUCGCCGCGGAUACCAGGAAGCUGAAUGGAGGACGUGGAAGUGGCACCUCCCCUUCCUGUCUGAGGGCUGAUUGCACGGGAAAGGAGGGAUCAUGGCAGAGGAAAGGAGGGAGUAUAGAUGUGAGCGGAGGAGGGAGAGGAGGAGGGGUAUUAAAACCACUUACAACGCCUGAGAGAGAGGAAGCUAAGAAAAGCAGGAUCCCUAUGGCUCUCUCCUUGAGAACGGACACACACACCCCCACACACUCCUCACACACCACACACACUACCACUAUUAGCAGCGACCGAAGGCUGAGGUCUCCCAACAUCAAACACACCACGAGCCCUAAAACACACACACACAGAACAGAACACACCUGGGAUGCCAGCUCCAAAGUAGAACACUCCAGAACCCAUCACUUGUCUGCGGUGAGCUCCAAACCCUCGGCUUCCAGAACCGUGCAGGGUUCUAAGGAUCCUCAGAAGGGUUCUAGUUCUAAAGGUCCUGCUCCACCACCCGCCCCUCUGGCCACCUCAAGCCCCAAAUGUAGAACCACCGUUGACGUGAUGCUCACAUCGACCACCUCUGACAUCAUCACAGGGGGACGAGCUUCGGACUCUGACCUGUCGAUGGGAUCACUAGGGGUCAAGGGUAACACACCCCAUAAUUCUCCAUUCCUGACCCCUGACCCCUUUGCCACGGCAACGGACAACACAGAGAUGACUCUAGAAAACGCAGCUCGCCGACUGGAAUCCAAAAUGGCCACCAAAGUCUCAGAGGGGUCGUUGACAGUGACAUCACAGAGCGGCACCCGUCUGUUAGGAGGGGGAAUGGCUGCAGGACCUAUGCUAUCCCAGAAGGCCAUGCAGCAGAGUGACACGGCGGCGACGCGCGAGGCCCUGGAGAGGGACGUCAACCCCCCAGAGUAUCGCCGGGGUGACGGGCGUAGCCAUGACGAUUGCACGGGCCGGUUGCCGCGGGAGACCAAGCCACCUGGAGUCCCGCUGGGAGACCCGAGUCACGUGGGAGACGGAAAUGUCAUCGCCACCACCGGCAGCAACAACGAUGAAGCGUCGUCAAGGGCAACAGAGAAGGGGAAGAAAGACAUGGGAAGAAAAGAGGAGGAGGAUAAACAUCAGCAUCCAGGGACCGGGAGCUCCAGAGUGCGUAAAGAGGCCGGCACCAUGACUAACCCCAGCGAGGUGAGGCGUUCCUGGGGUGAGGCCCGGAGGGAGGUGGGGGUUCAGGCUGUAGUGGAGGUGUGUGACCGCUCCGCCACUACCAGCCCCCGCCUGCUCACCCUGUCCCUACGCACUCACCGUGGCAACACAGGGAAACAGGAAGGGGUUGUUAGUUACGGACAGAGAGACACAGACUCGCGGUCCAAUGGGCUGACAGCUGGGGGUCAGAGGGGGAGUGUCCUUGUCUGUGACCUCUGCAUGGACCAGCAGGUCAGAGGUCAGGGGUUAAAUGGGGAACUGGGGCCUUUGAUUGGUUUACAGAGCUGUCAGUCAAGGUUGGUCACACCGCAGAACCAGGAGACGGGACUGAAUGCAGUAGCCCCGCCCCUGUGCUGCAUUCCUAUUGGCCUAGCCCCAUUCCAACACGUCUGUCAGAUAGACAUCGAGCUCUGCAGCCAAUCAGAGCACCCGAACAGUAACGAUAAGCUGCCGACCACCAAUGAGGAGCUGCCGACCAGUGUCACAAACGACAAGCAGCAGAAACCAUCCGAGAUCCACAGCAAAGCUAAAACCAGACAGACAGGCAAUUCAGGUACCAAGACUAGCCACAAACACAGAACCCACUCCUCUCCUUCCCACUCCUCCUCUCACCGGACCCACAGACACAAACCAGGUACGGGCAGAGACAAACAGAAACCGGGGUUGGAAUGGAAACAGACUGGAUCGGACCUGUUCCAGGCAGAGCCAGAGCCAGGGAAGAGUAUCACCAAAGUGACUGCAGAGAAUCCAGAACGAGCUGUUGACCACGAACAGGAGAGGAAGGACUCUGGGCCGGUGCAGAACGUGGUUUGGGACGAACAGGGGAUGACCUGGGAGGUGUACGGCGCAUCGGUGGAUCUAGAGAGUCUGGGGUUCGCCAUCCAGUCACACCUGCAGUGCAAGAUCCGAGAGCACGAGAAACGCAUCGGGACACUACGGAAGUCUGUCUCCCUAGACGUUCCGUCUCCGGGAGCGAAGAAGUGGAAGGAGAAGAAGAAGAGGGACGUUUUCCGGUCAAUAUGCCGACCGGGAUGCUGCAGGAAACCUCCCGCGUCGCCCGCAGGGAAGUGAUACAGCCUCGGAAUGUUUGGAAUGUUUACACACGAAACAUUCUAGAACGUUCUAAAUCUAGAUUGUAGAUCCAUUCUAUGACAUCACCCGCCAGGAAGUGAGAGAAUUUUGGUGAAUGUUCGUGGGCAUUCCAGAAUGUUCACGGAUGGAUAUUCUAGAACAACAUUAUAGUCACAGGAGAUUGGUGGCACUCUGAUUGGGGAGGACGGGCUCGUGGUAAUGACUGGAGCGGAGUUAGUGGAAUGGUAUCAAAUACAUCAAACAAAUGGUUUCCGUGGCUUCCACGUGUUUGAUGCCAUUCCAUUUGCUCCGUUCCAGACGUUAUAAUGAGGCUCCUUCCCCUCGGCAGCCUCCACUGGUUCUAAUCUAGAACAUUCUGAAACAGCAAACCUGUUCCUGUAUUUGAUUAAGGGGAUACAUUUUCUGCAGUUGUUCUAGGAGGAGAAGAGAUAUUCAAUCCGUCAACUGUUGGUUGCAAAGGACAAAACUAAACUAUGGGACACGUUCACGCAUUAUUAUCACACCACGUAUCUGCUGUUAGCCAAAGACAGUAGCCCCACGAACAGCAAGGUUCUGUCCCAGAGGGCACCCUGUUACACCCUAUUUAUAGUGCACUACUUUUGACCAGAGCCCAUACAAGGAAUAGGGGGGGCCAUUUUGGGACACGGACCAUGAUCUAUACUGUAUCACUGAAUGAAGAAGAUGAGGGUGAAGCUAAAACAGAAGAAAAGGCAAUACGAUUCUAUGAUUCUGUGUGGAUGAAUGUAGCUACAAUACACUGUUACUCGACAUCAGAUGUUUUCACUGAGGAGAGACUCAAUUUACAUUAAUAUCAGCUGUUUUCACUGAGGAGAGACUCAAUAUACAUUAAUAUCAGCUGUUUUCACUGAGGAGAGACUCAAUAUACAUUAAUAUCAGCUGUUUUCACUGAGGAGAGACUCAAUAUACAUUCAUAUCAGCUGUUUUCACUGAGGAGAGACUCAAUAUACAUUAAUAUCAGCUGUUUUCACUGAGGAGAGACUCAAUAUACAUUAAUAUCAGCUGUUUUCACUGUGGAGAGACUCAAUAUACAUUAAUAUCAGCUGUUUUCACUGAGGAGAGACUCAAUAUACAUUAAUAUCAGCUGUUUUCACUGAGGAGAGACUCAAUAUACAUUAAUAUCAGCUGUUUUCACUGAGGAGAGACUCAAUAUACAUUAAUAUCAGCUGUUUUCACUGAGGAGAGACUCAAUAUACAUUAAUAUCAGCUGUUUUCACUGAGGAGAGACUCAAUAUACAUUAAUAUCAGCUGUUUUCACUGAGGAGAGACUCAAUAUACAUUAAUAUCAGCUGUUUUCACUGUGGAGAGACUCAAUAUACAUUAAUAUCAGCUGUUUUCACUGAGGAGAGACUCAAUAUACAUUCAUAUCAGCUGUUUUCACUGAGGAGAGACUCAAUAUACAUUAAUAUCAGCUGUUUUCACUGAGGAGAGACUCAAUAUAUAUUAAUAUCAGCUGUUUUCACUGAGGAGAGACUCAAUAUACAUUAAUAUCAGCUGUUUUCACUGAGGAGAGACUCAAUGUACAUUAAUAUCAGCUGUUUUCACUGUGGAGAGACUCAAUAUACAUUAAUAUCAGCUCUUUUCACUGAGGAGAGACUCAAUAUACAUUAAUAUCAGCUGUUUUCACUGAGGAGAGACUCAAUAUACAUUAAUAUCAGCUGUUUUCACUGAGAGACUCAAUAUACAUUAAUAUCAGCUGUUUUCACUGAGGAGAGACUCAAUAUACAUUAAUAUCAGCUGUUUUCACUGAGGAGAGACUCAAUGUACAUUAAUAUCAGCUGUUUUCACUGAGAGACUCAAUAUACAUUAAUAUCAGCUGUUUUCACUGAGAGAGACUCAAUAUACAUUAAUAUCAGCUGUUUUCACUGAGAGAGACUCAAUAUACAUUCACACCAGCUGUUUUCACUGUGGAGAGACUCAAUAUACAUUAAUAUCAGCUGUUUUCACUGUGGAGAGACUCAAUAUACAUUCAUAUCAGCUGUUUUCACUGUGGAGAGACUCAAUAUACAUUAAUAUCAGCUGUUUUCACUGAGGAGAGACUCAAUAUACAUUAAUAUCAGCUGUUUUCACUGUGGAGACCAUAGGUGGUAUUUUAAAUAAUAGUUUUAGACUGACACUAACAGAAGUACAUGAAUAAUACAUUUUACUAUGACACAAUGGAAUACACUGUAUUAGUACUGUAUAGGAAUGGAGCGACACCACUGUACCAAGAACACUGUAGUAUAGGGCUUCACGAGUGCUUGAAGCAUCACUACAGACCCGGGUUCGAUCCCAGGCUGUGUCACAACCAGCCGUGACCCGGGAGUCCCAUAGGGCGGCGCACAAUUGGCCCAGUGUCGUCCGGGUUAGAGGAGGGUUUGGCCGCUGGGGACUUUACUUGGCUCAUCGUGCUCUAGCGACUCCUUGUGGCGGAUUGGGCGCCUGCAAGCUGACUUCGGUCGUCAGUUGAACGGUGUUUCCCCCGUUUCCUUCCUUCCUCCGAGGGUGUUAGGAAGUGCGGUUUAGUGAGUCACGUUUCGGAGGAUGCAUGACUCGACCUUCGCCUCUCCCGAGGCCGUUGGGGAGUUGCAGCGAUGAGACAAGAUUGCAAUUGGAUAUCACGGGGGCGGAAUACAACAACAACAACAAAGAACACUGUAGCAAGAAAUAACUUUAUUUAUCUUAUAUUUGAUCACAUUUCAGGACGUAGAUAUAACUUUAUUAAUAUUUUACAGUAUAUGAUCACAUUCCAAGACUUCAAAAUAACUUUAUUAAUAUUUUACAGUAUAUGAUCACAUUCCAGGACUUAGAUAUAACUUUAUUAAUAUUUUACAGUAUAUGAUCACAUUCCAAGACUUCAAAAUAACUUUAUUAAUAUUUUACAGUAUAUGAUCACAUUCCAGGACUUAGAUAUAACUUUAUUAAUAUUUUACAGUAUAUGAUCACAUUCCAAGACUUCAAAAUAACUUUAUUAAUAUUUUACAGUAUAUGAUCACAUUCCAAGACUUCAAAAUAACUUUAUUAAUAUUUUACAGUAUAUGAUCACAUUCCAGGACUUAAAUAUAACUUUAUUAAUAUUUUACAGUAUAUGAUCACAUUCCAAGACUUCAAAAUAACUUUAUUAAUAUUUUACAGUAUAUGAUCACAUUCCAGGACUUCAAAAUAACUUUAUUAACAUUUUACAGUAUGUGAUCACAUUACAGGACUUAGAUAUAACUAUAUUAACAUUUUACAGUAUGUGAUCACAUUACAGGACCUCAAAAUAACUUUAUUAACCUCAUACAGUAUAUUGUAGCACUCUGUUUUAGCUAACUCAUAGUAGCUCUACUCUGUAUUUUACAGUUGGGUUGUAAAAUUCCAUUAACUUUCCCAAGAUGUCCCCAGAUGUUCUAGAAAUCCUGCUUGGAAGAUUUCAUGAAUUUAAAUGGAAUAAACAGGAAAUCUCGAGUCCUCUAAACAGGAUUUCUGGAAAAUAUGGGCUGUGGGAAAGCGAGUGUAAUUUUAACGGCCUAUUUCCAGCUAGCUGUAAUACAACAGGACAGAUUGCCUCAGCAUUUCAGAAGCUUUCACCUCUCUGCUCUUACUGUUGGUUAAUAUUUCAUCCACUUCCUCUGUUAGAAUCCCCAUGCCGACACACGCACGCACGCACGCACGCACGCACACACACACACACACACACACACACACACACACACACACACACACACACAGUAUACAGUAUAUACACGCCACAGAGCUUUUAUUCUGCACUAAGAGGCCUUGCGGGUGGAGGUUAGGAAGUUGUACAGAGUGUCGUGACGGGACCAGUGAGAUGAAAACGUCUCUUGUCUCUCCCACAGGACACAGAGUCUAAUACUGGGUCAUACGUUACACUCUUCGUGUCAUUGCAACAGAGUUAGCUCUGAGACGAUUUGAUUGGUAUUAGCAAUACGGGGCAAACUUCCACCUAGCCUAUCAGAGGGCAAGGUGGGAGCUAUUACCAUAUUGCGUACACCUGUCAAAUCCACUCAGAUCUCCAUAAGUGAAUGGGACGUAGGGUUUAGGGGGGUCCAUUUGGUGAUUGAGCCCUGUGUAUUAACACUGCCAUACUGAUAGA